Messenger RNA from Spathaspora passalidarum NRRL Y-27907, 1026 nucleotides. RefSeq names its product porphobilinogen synthase (gene HEM2). Gene Ontology annotation, biological process: heme biosynthetic process. Gene Ontology annotation, cellular component: cytosol. The transcript has a single exon. Lineage: Eukaryota; Fungi; Ascomycota; Pichiomycetes; Serinales; Debaryomycetaceae. Bases 1 to 1026 code for a protein of 341 amino acids. Gene Ontology annotation, molecular function: zinc ion binding; porphobilinogen synthase activity. The record is from RefSeq and is a predicted model, not a curated record.
AUGGUUCAUACCGCUGAAUUCUUACCCUCUUCUGGGUCACUGAUAUCAUCCAUCUUGCAAGGUGGUUACCACCAUCCAUUAGCUCGUGAAUGGCAGCAAGAAAGACAGCUUACUAAGAACAUGUUUAUUUUCCCAUUAUUUGUCACCGAUAGACCAGAUGAAGAGAGCGAUAUUCCUUCGUUACCUAAUAUCAAACGUCGAGGAGUCAACAAGUUGAUUCCUUAUGUCAAAUCAUUAGUAGAAAAGGGUUUGAGAUCGGUGAUUUUGUUUGGUGUUCCAUUGAAGGAAGGCGUCAAGGACCAGGUUGGAACUGCUGCAGAUGAUCCAGAAGGUCCAGUUAUCCAGUCUAUUAAAUUGUUACGCAAAAACUUUCCAGAUUUGUUCAUCAUGUGUGACGUGUGUUUAUGUGAAUAUACUGACCAUGGUCACUGUGGUCUUCUUAACGAAGAUGGAACUUUAAAUAGAGAACCAUCAGUUCAAAGAAUCGCCGCCGUUGCUGUGAACUAUGCCAAGGCAGGCGCACACUCAGUUGCUCCUUCAGAUAUGAUGGAUGGUAGAAUUAAAGAUAUUAAGCUUGGUUUAAUUAAUGCUGGUCUUGGUAAUAAGUGUUUUGUUAUGUCCUAUGCUGCAAAAUUUUCUGGUAACUUGUAUGGUCCAUUCAGAGAUGCUGCUGGUAGUACUCCUGGUCAAGGUGACCGUAAGGCUUACCAAUUACCUCCAGGGGGUGCUGGUUUAGCUCGUAGAGCAUUAGUUAGAGAUAUGGAAGAAGGUGCUGAUGCUGUGAUUAUCAAGCCAUCAACCUUUUAUUUGGAUAUUGUUAGUGAUGCUUCUAGAUUAUGUCGUGACUACCCAAUCUGUACUUAUCAAGUGAGUGGUGAAUAUGCUAUGUUGCAUGCUGCUGCCGAAAAGGGAGUCUUUGAUCUCAAGGCUAUUGCAUUUGAAAGUCACCAAGGGUACUUAAGAGCUGGGGCAAGAUUAAUUAUCAGUUACUUCACCCCAGAAUUCUUGGAAUGGUUAGAUUUGUAA